UAGCGCCCUCCGCCGACAAUCCGUGGACUCGUGCUCCGAUUGGCUGAACCUGCCCCGUGCGUAAGGUGGUAAACAUCCGUCGUGCAUACGUCACGGAGGUAAUGGAGGUUUGUGCUCUUCUCGCAGCCUUCUCUGUUGCCAAACUGGCCACUUUCCUGUACGUCUGUCACCGCGUGUAAUUUGGGUUAUCGGAGUAUAAACAUCGCAGGUGACGACCAUUUCAUCCGCGGGAGAGUAAGUGAAUCAUUCAAAUUAGUACACACUAUGAACAAUUCCACCGGAGUGCCUGUGUGGGUCAAUCAUACACCAAUCCCAGAAACAAGUAACGGUGAUGACGACUCCUCAAGUAACAGAUCUAGCUCUCCGCAUGAUGUACAGAAGGACGGUAAUGACACAAAAGGGAGCUUCAUUAAGAUGAAGUCCAUCAUCCCCAAUUCACUGGGCAGCAUGAAGAAUUACUGGAAGCGGGGGAGAGAGAGUACGGAUGACUCUGAAGCCAGUAGUGGUCCGAUCAAGAUUCUACCUAACGGAACCAGAGUGAGUCCACCUGUAAGUCCGUUUGUGGAGCGCAGGAAAUGGGAUGAAAUGUCGGAAAAAACGUAUUCAAAAGAAACCUUCCCAAACCCCAAUGAGGACUCGCUACUCACAAGCAUCCAUCCUGCGGAGUACUACGCCGAGAAGUUGGAGGUGUACAACCAGAAGUACUCUUACUUGAAGUCGUGGCCAGGCCUGCUCCGACUUCUGGGCGGCAUUGAACUUCUCUUGGGGGCUAUGGCGGUUGCCUGUGUCAUCGGCUACCUUCACAAAGACAGUGAAUGGUCCAACACGUACGGGGUGAAUAGUGGGGUCUACAGCAACGGGUUUGGCCUGAUGGGAUACAGCUACGAGGGGCCUAUGACCCCCUUCGUUGUGUCUGUGGUAGGGGUGUGUUGGAUUUUGACAGUGAUCAUCCUGGUGUUGGGAAUGACAAUGUAUUACCGUACCAUCCUCCUCGAUGCACCCUGGUGGCCCCUAACAGAAGCCGUGAUUAAUGUCACGAUGUUUUUACUCUACAUGGCAGCAGCCAUCGUAUACCUUAACGACUUGAACCGCGGGGGCCUGUGCUACAUGACCAUGGGCAUCAACCCCAUCUUGGCCGGCAUGUGCCGAGUCGAGGGGGGCCAGAUGGCGGGAACUGCUUUUCUCUUCAUCAACAUGAUUAUGUAUCUGGGGAGUUUCCUGGUCAGUCUGAAGAUGUGGCGACACGAAGCCAGACGAAGAGACAGAGUGGACUUUGAGGACAAGACAACGUAUCCUGGGGAGAACCCUCGCUCCAACCUCCUGGCCCCACCAAAAGCAAAGCACAUCGCAUUCAUGACAGAAGUAGAUGGCAGAGAGAACUUGGAUCCAAACAACAUGCAUGGGCUCACCUCCACCAUCCAGAUGAGUCAGAAAAACUACGAGGCUCCGGCGCCCAUCCCGAAAGUGCAGAUCAUUGCAGACUAUAUCCUGAAAUACCCUGAGAUCAACAGUGUGGAAGAAAGGGAGAAAUACAAAGCUGUGUUCAAUGACCAGUAUCAGGAGUACAAAGAGCUUUACAAAGACAUCACCGCCACGCUGAAGAAGUUCAGUGAGCUGGACGCUGUCAUCGCGCAACUCAUCACAGAUGGAAAAAGCAGAGAGGACCAAAACAGGAUUCGAAACAUCUUGAAGCAGUAUGAGCAGAAAAAGAGCGAUCCUGCUUUUUUGGAGAAAAAGCAACGAUGUGACUACUUGAAAGCCAAACUGAGCCACAUAAAAGACAGAAUCCGUGUUUUUGAUCAGGACACAGCCAUGUGGUCGUAAACCAUGUUGGAACCUGGGCACUAUGACAGCCCGCCUUGCAGCACCACUUCGCACAGCUUCGAUCCCGAAAGAAGCUUGCACUCCCCAUAUAGCCACUACGUCAGCUACACCUCUAAACCCCUCGGAGACCACCAAUAUGCGGAGGGGACGCCGCAAGAGUUCUUCCGAUGGUUUUCACCGCCUGGCUUCGUCAAAAUCUUCCAAGGAGCCACAGCGCUCAUGUGCUUCCUCAUCUUUGCCUGUGUGGCGUCAACAUUGGUUUGGGACAUAAACGGAUUUGGCUCCAGUGUUGCUGGCGCAGGGAGUUUUGCGGGUACUGGGCAAGGGUACUACGGAGGCAGCUAUGGAUACAGCAGCUCCUACAUGACCCCGCAAUCCGCCAAGGCCGCCAUGAUCUCCAUGGCCGCCAUCAACUUUGUGCUUUCGCUGGGGUUCCUGGUGGGGAGUUUUUCCCGGUCACGGGCCAUAAGAGGAUGUAGCUUCUACCUCGCUGUGUUCAUCUGUGACACCAUCUUAGCUGUCCUGCAGGGCAUCAUUGACAUCAUUUUUGUGAUGGGGGUCAACCCGAUGUCUCAGAGCUCACAGAGCAUGCUGUACAAUCCGAUCCUAAUGAUGUGCCAGAACAUUCCAGACAGACCCAGCCUUAGCGGUAGCAUCGGAGCUGGCUUUCCUGGGGGGUUCCCUAUGUACAGCCAGUACCUGUACCAUUACUGCUUCAUGGACCCAGAGGAGGCGGUCGCGUUAGCUUUGGGUCUGAUGGUGGUGCUGGCCCUGUCACUGGCUGCUUACUACUCCUGGAAGACUCGGAGCAAAAUAUGGCGCCAUGGAAAAGCGAACAUCUACUGGGAUGAGCCACUGGUCAGGCACUCAGAGUCGCAGCAUGGUCAAGAUUGGGUCAACCAUGCUGGAGAGGGACGCAGCACCCAUCUGGCACCGACUGUUGUUAUAUCAGAGAAAGGAGCUCCUGACCUACGUGAGGGAAACAGUGUGGCGUUGUAUUGCAAUGAUCCAGGCCUCAGUCGCAGCCAGGGAAAUUUGAACAGCAGCAGCUUCUGUACGGAGAGUAGCAAGCGUCAAGAGGCUGAGCUUCCGGACCAGAACGGCAGGCCCGGAGUCCAUAGCAACUCGUCCGGUAACACCGACAGCAGCUGGAAACCCGGCUCAAGGGAACAGAGCAACCACAGAAAUCGAGCUACUCGAGAGACGGCGGAGCUCCGAAAUGAAAUUCCUUACACCACCGGAGGAGACACUGCUGAUGAGCUGGACCAAAACCAAGACCAAGAGCUCUUCAGACGGUACCCAGAGAUCAUUACAGACCAGCAGCGCCAGGAGUACAGGCAAGAUUUCAAUCUCGCCCUCGUUCGCUAUAAAAAGCUGUGUGAAGAAAUGGAGGACAUCAGUGAACAGAUCCACGAGCUGAGUCGAGAACUCGACUCCCUGGACAAGGAUUCUGUGAAGUACCAGGGUGUGGCUGAUGAAUAUAACAGACUGAAGGCUCUAAAAAGGGGACCAGAUUAUCAGGCCAAAAAGAGGGAGAGCAAAGAACUUCGGCAAAAACUGUUUCACAUCAAACGCCUGGUGAAAAACUUUGACCAAGGUCUUUGUUAGCAUUUCGGUCUGAAGUUGAAGAAAUAAGGAUGCACUCACACAGGACUUUAAAACGGGAUCAAACACGUUGCUUGCUGUUUACAUUAAGCAUGUAGCACUGAGGCUAUGAGCGUGGCUUGUGAAAAAAAUACCUGAAUGUGCAGAUAAAAAGUCUACACACCCCUGUUCAAAAUUCCACCUUCUUAUAAUGUAGAAAAAUUAGACCAAGGUGAAUCAUUUCAAAACUUUUUCCAGUAAAGUGACAUAAUCUGUAAAGAGGGAAUUAAGAAGCACACUGAAAUAAUGUAGUUGCACAAGUGUGCACACCCUCUUAUAGGGAA
Messenger RNA from Syngnathoides biaculeatus (alligator pipefish), 3752 nucleotides. RefSeq lists its product as uncharacterized. Lineage: Eukaryota; Metazoa; Chordata; Actinopteri; Syngnathiformes; Syngnathidae. Gene Ontology annotation, cellular component: membrane; transcription elongation factor complex. Gene Ontology annotation, biological process: positive regulation of transcription elongation by RNA polymerase II; snRNA transcription by RNA polymerase II. Gene Ontology annotation, molecular function: cis-regulatory region sequence-specific DNA binding. The transcript has 14 exons. The record is from RefSeq and is a predicted model, not a curated record.